Messenger RNA from Ilex paraguariensis (yerba mate), 258 nucleotides. The record is from the annotation of a GenBank genome assembly. Lineage: Eukaryota; Viridiplantae; Streptophyta; Magnoliopsida; Aquifoliales; Aquifoliaceae.
AUGAGUAGGAGAGACAAAGGGAGAAAGAAGAAAGAACAGCUCUUAGUGGUGGAUGAGAAUGAAAGUCCAAAUGAGACUUUAUUUGAUCGGAAAGUUUUAAGAUCUAGGUCUGUUGAGCGUGGAAUUGCAAGAACUUUUCUAGGGAUUUUUAGCGAAUCUCAAUUGGGUUUAGGAACUGCACGAGUUACAAAGAGGAGGCAAACCCAAGGUGCCCUCUAUGAACCAUGGUUGAACAGGUGGUGGGCAAGACGACAUUAA